AUGUCCAACGACGAAAAAGUCUGCUCUACCCCGGCUCCUCCCCUCUACGAAGAACAACCCCGCUCCCAACCUGAAUUCCAACAACCAACUCUUAUCCACCCACCAACCGCACACAUGGCUCCUCCUAUGAAGCCCCCAGUCUGGCAGCCCGGCAUGCCACACCCGAGUGGUUACAACACGUCCUCUCCGCUCCACACACUCCAACGGGGACCAGCCCCGGUUGAUUGUCCAGUCUGCAGCCAUCGCGAAAUGACGCGCGUGGAGGCCGAAUCGGGAAAUACAACGCAGUAUGUUAAUACACUGGGACCGAGAGAAUUUGAUCAGAAGAUUGGCUAA
Messenger RNA from Aspergillus affinis, 336 nucleotides. Its product is annotated as LITAF-like zinc ribbon domain-containing protein. Bases 1 to 336 code for a protein of 111 amino acids. Lineage: Eukaryota; Fungi; Ascomycota; Eurotiomycetes; Eurotiales; Aspergillaceae. The transcript is spliced from 2 exons. The record is from RefSeq and is a predicted model, not a curated record.